This is a messenger RNA of Penicillium maclennaniae, 594 nucleotides long. Its product is annotated as peptide alpha-N-acetyltransferase MAK3. Bases 1 to 594 code for a protein of 197 amino acids. Gene Ontology annotation, biological process: N-terminal peptidyl-methionine acetylation. The transcript is spliced from 2 exons. The record is from RefSeq and is a predicted model, not a curated record. NCBI's taxonomy places the organism in Eukaryota, Fungi, Ascomycota, Eurotiomycetes, Eurotiales, Aspergillaceae. Gene Ontology annotation, molecular function: protein-N-terminal amino-acid acetyltransferase activity. Gene Ontology annotation, cellular component: NatC complex.
AUGAGCCAAGAUGCCCCCGAUCAGAUUCACUACGUGCGCUAUGAUGGUGCCCGUGAACAUGAAUACGUUGCCGGCAUGCGCCAGCUGAUCGCCAAGGACCUCUCCGAGCCCUACAGCAUCUACGUCUACCGCUACUUCCUGUACCAAUGGGGCGACCUUUGCUUCCUGGCGAUGGACGAGAAAGACGAAAUGAUCGGUGUAGUUAUUUCCAAACUCGAGCCGCAUCGCGGUGGCCCUCUGAGAGGGUAUAUUGCCAUGCUGGCUGUGAACAAGGAGUAUCGGGGCCGCGGAAUUGCGACGAAGCUAGUGCGCAUGGCCAUUGACGCCAUGAUUGAGCGUGACGCCGAUGAGAUCGCCCUCGAAACCGAAAUCACCAAUACUGCCGCGAUGAAACUCUACGAGCGCCUUGGCUUCCUCCGCAGCAAGCAACUCCACCGAUACUAUUUGAAUGGCAACUCGGCCUACCGUCUUGUUCUCUACCUGAAAGAAGGCACUGGCUCUAUUCGAACGGCUGUUGACCCCUACGGACCACCCAUUCCGGCCCCUCUGCCUCCUGUGGUGGCCAGUGUUAUACAAGGAAAUGGAAGCAGCUGA